Racocetra fulgida is the source of this 186-nucleotide messenger RNA. The record is from the annotation of a GenBank genome assembly. Lineage: Eukaryota; Fungi; Glomeromycota; Glomeromycetes; Diversisporales; Gigasporaceae.
AUGAUUGCUGUACAAGAGCUGAUGAAUUGCAUAUAUUGUAAUUUAGACCAAAAUCAAACAGAUAUACAGAUAAUUAAAGAUUCUGAAACCGACAUCGAAAAGGUAAUUAAUGGCAUGGUUAAACCGUUACCCCUGGGAUUUCAUAGUGCCAGUAUUGAUCUCAAGCAAGUAAACAGCAAGGGCUAA